This is a messenger RNA of Fibroporia radiculosa, 1083 nucleotides long. RefSeq lists its product as uncharacterized. The record is from RefSeq and is a predicted model, not a curated record. Bases 1 to 1083 code for a protein of 360 amino acids. NCBI's taxonomy places the organism in Eukaryota, Fungi, Basidiomycota, Agaricomycetes, Polyporales, Fibroporiaceae. The transcript has 7 exons.
AUGCGCAAUCCACUCGUUAUCUUGCGAUAUGUCCUCCACGCCUUCCUUCUUUAUUUGAACAUCCUGGCGAUGGGCUUUGCAGCCUGGAAUAUUGCUGCGCUGAAAAGUGCUGGAAUAGGCGUGAAUGGCGCGUCCGCCUUUGUCGUCUUCAAUGCUUGCUGCUUUAUUUUGUAUGCCGGCAUAUGUUUGGCAGAAGCAUACUCUCCCUCGCUGUGGAAUAUGAAAGUUAUGCCUGAAUGUGUUUGGAUUGGUGCUUUUGGAUUUUUGCAAGUUGCUUCUGCUAUAGACAUCACGAUUUCUGGUCCUACCGCAGCCUGUGUCCCCGAGACUAGUUUAAGCGCAUGCGCCUCUUCGUCACUUGUUGUUGUCAUUGUCUGGAUCUCAAGCUCUAUACUACUAUUCUACUUUUUUGCCCUGGUUGGCAUCACAGUGGUCCAUGUAGGCUCCCAUCCAGCUGUCUGGGCUUCUCCGAUUUCUUCUGUAUCUUGGUUCACACCAGAGGAGAAAAUUCAAGGUCACAAGUCCAAGGACAUGGAGAAGGGCGAAUACGAAAAUCCUGCAUUCAAAGCCGAUGAGGCAAUGUCAGCCAGACCGGUAUCCCGAACACAAGUGCAAAGCGCUAGUCGUUUUUCCAUCAUGAAAGGGUUUACCAUAUCUGCGCCGCGGUUCCAGAAUGCGGAGGGAUUCCGUCCCGCUUGGGCGAAGGAUGUUAAUCCGCGUCGGGGCGUUGACUUACCAUUUGCUGCCAAACCGAAAGUCCCGACGGUCAAAGAUAGGCUUCGAUCCUAUUGGAGUGCAUCCUCGACGGACUCAAUGCCCCCAGUUCCUCCGAAGGCAUACACCAACACUUCACGAUACCUCGAAAGAUUGGACGCAAAUAGCGAUUAUGUGCCGGAUACUGGGAACGAGUUGAAUCUUCCUGUUAUUACCCCCUCGCCAAGUCGCCCACUCUCGUAUGGUAUUUUCCCUGAGGACGUGCAAGAUCCAGAUGUGCCCAUUCACACCUCCCAUCGUUCCGAAUGGAUUACCGCGCACGAUAACCGAAGGCCGGUCCAAACCAUUCCUCCAUGGAAUCGCUUCUAA